Siniperca chuatsi (mandarin fish) is the source of this 1963-nucleotide messenger RNA. Its product is annotated as zinc finger protein 664-like. NCBI's taxonomy places the organism in Eukaryota, Metazoa, Chordata, Actinopteri, Centrarchiformes, Sinipercidae. Gene Ontology annotation, cellular component: nucleus. The transcript has 2 exons. Gene Ontology annotation, molecular function: DNA-binding transcription activator activity, RNA polymerase II-specific; RNA polymerase II cis-regulatory region sequence-specific DNA binding. Bases 143 to 1591 code for a protein of 482 amino acids. The record is from RefSeq and is a predicted model, not a curated record. Gene Ontology annotation, biological process: regulation of transcription by RNA polymerase II.
CCACUGUCGGAACUUAACAGUGUGACAUCCAGCGGAAGUAAACAACACAAGCGCUAGUAGCGUUAGCUGCAGGUAUGUGUUGAAUUAGCUGGAAGACGAUAUUCGUGGCGCUGCUACUUAUUUCAUUUGUAAUUAAGUAACAAUGUCUUCAGUUGAGUGUUUGAGAGAGUUUGUCAACGAGCGACUAACUGCUGCUGCUGAAGAAAUAUUCGGAGUUUUUAAAAAAACUAUCUUCGAGUACGAGGAAGAGAUCGUUCGUCAGCGCAGACUGCUGGAUAUCUUUUGGAAACCCGAAAUAAAGUUACACAGGAUAGAGCUCCCACAGCAACAUGUCUGUACGGUGGAGGAGGUUCUGGCUGACCAGCAGCUCUGUAUUCAGGAGAGGAACUCCAGUCUGGACCAAGAGCCUCCACAGAUUAAAGAGGAACAGGAGGAACUCUGCAUCAAUCAGGAGGGAGAGCAGCUUGUACUGAAGCAGGAGACUGAUGCCUUUAUGUUGACUCCUACUGAUGAGGAAAGUGACCACAGUGAACCAGAACCAAACAGGGACCAGCAGCUCCUCUCUCACAACUCUCAUGCAGCUGAGAGCCAAGAUCACGAAGGAGGCAAUAAUGAAGUGUUAACUGGAGAUGCAGAGCCAAAACCAGAGAACAGACCUCACAAAAACAAUAGUCACACAAACAAUGGAUGCAACCCUACCAUAUUAAAAUCUCACUGUAACACUCACACAGGUAAAAAGUCUUUAAAAUGUGACACAUGUGGAAAAGAUUUUCAUUUUAAGUCAAAAUUGCAGACACACAUGAGAAACCACACGGGUGAGAAGCCGUACCUUUGCAAGACCUGCGGGAAAAGAUUUGGUUACAAGUCAGUACUGAAAAAUCAUUUAAGAAUCCACACAGGUGAGAAGCCAUAUUCGUGCAAAACAUGUGGGAAAGAUUUCAGACUUAGCAGUCACUUGAAAGAACACAUGAAAACGCACACAGGUGAGAAACCAUACCUUUGCAAGACCUGCGGGAAAAGAUUCUGUACCAUGCCAGCAUUGAAAAGGCAUAUGACAGUCCACACAGGUGAGAAGCCGUAUCUUUGCAAAACUUGCGGGAGAGCUUUCACACGUAGUAUUGCCUUGAAAGUCCAUAUGAGAGUGCACACAGGUGAGAAGCCGUAUCUUUGUAAGACCUGCGGGGAAAGAUUCUAUGCCAUGCCAGCAUUGAAAAGGCAUAUGACAAUCCACACAGGUGAGAAACCGUAUACUUGCAAAACUUGUGGGAGAGGUUUUGGACAGAGUAGUGACUUGAAAGUCCACAUGAGAAGAGUCCACACUGGUGAGAAGCCGUACCUUUGCAAGACCUGCGGGAAAAGAAUGGGUGACAUUUCAGCAUUUAAAGUUCAUAUGAGAAUCCACACAGGUGAGAAGCCGUACCUUUGCAAAACAUGUGGUAGAGCUUUCAGACAGAGUGGUGACUUAACAGUCCACAUGAGAAUCCACACAGGUGAAAGGCCGUACCUUUGCAAAACAUGUGGGAGAGCUUUCACAAGCAGAAGUGCCGUGUUGGUCCACAUGAGAAGAGACCACACUGAUGAGAAGCCGUAGCACUGCAGCAAGUGGGGGGAAGGAUACGUUGAUGUUUCUGAUAUGUCAAGGCAUAUAAGAUUGAAUACAGCCAAGGAGCAAGCAGUAUUUGCAAAACGUGGGAGACGAUUCAGUUUAAGUGGUUUGUGGUCAAAAAACACAAGAACUCAGAAGCAUGGAGACUUAGAGUCAACUAAAAAUGCAGAACAAGAACCAGAGAAGCGACAGCACACAAUCAGAAGUCACAUUAACAAUGUAUACAACUCUGACUUGUCAGACAUUCAGUGCACAGUAGUGGCUGUUACUAAUACUAAUGGUGUGAUGUGACCUAUUGUCAUGUAGAAAAGAGCAAUUGCCAAAUGUCAUAAAUGUGCAUUUUUCAAAAGACCGGCA